AUGCCAGGUGAUGUUGGAGGGAGCGGGAGGGAGGGUUCCCCCCCCCCGCUCGGUGGCCUUCCCAGCGCAGUCCGGUCGGGCGUUUCAGCUCCCCUUCUCUCUCCCCCUGCCUUUGUUCCGCAGAUUAAAUCCCAGCAGAGCGAAGUGACCAGGAUCCUGGAUGGAAAGAACAUCAAAUACAAUCUGGUGGAUAUCUCCCAGGACAAUGCCUUGCGGGAAGAAAUGAGGGCCAAAUCCGGCAACCCUAAAGCCAUUCCACCCCAGAUUUUCAAUGGGGACCACUAUUGUGGGGACUAUGAACUGUUUGUGGAAGCAGUGGAACAGAACACCCUGCAGGAAUUCCUGAAGUUAGCCUGAGCAUGCUUCUCCCGAAGCCCAGUUCUUCUCCCCCCUCUCCCCAAAAAUCCCACCCUGGACUUUGAAUUUUGCAUUCCAAAUGGACCCCGCCUAAGCCUCCCAAGCCAUCGGUGUCUCUGUCCUCACCCUCCAUGACCAAACUCGUCUCCAAAUCUUGUUGCCUGCUAUACUUUCGGUGUGGCCUCAAAAGACUUUGCAUAGUCUUCUGAAUGCAGCCAGGCCUUCCUCCUUGUGCCUCUUUUCCAAUCAAGGACCUUGGAAAGCAGAGCUUUCCCCAAUCUUUUUUUUUUAAGCCCCCUUCCUUUUCUUUUCCUCAAGUCGAACCUGCCUUUGAGAAGAAGAAGGCAGGCUGCCAUUCCUUGCUCUACUGUCCCCAGUUACCCUUCACUGUACAAAUGUUGGUUUCUGUGCCACCUCCUUCCUCCCUAAACCAGGAAAGGAGGGUGGCUGAGGCCUGCAAUUAUUAUUUUUGUUAUAUAGCCGUGCAAAAGCGCUGUGCAGGAUUUUGCGCUGAAACUUCACUCUGGGCCAGCUAGAUUGGGUGUGUCUUACAAUUACGUCUAGGGCAGCUUGGAUUGUCCAGGGAGAGCAGUUUCCAAGAGGAUGGCAAGCGCAGCUCACAUAUUCCAUUAGUGCAUUCCAACGCCAGUGUGGCAGUGGGAGGAGGAAAACCCUCCCGAGGAAAAAGAGAAGUACAUAUGAUUUUAUACUGUUCUCGGCUCAUCUGUUCCAUGUUUUUCUCUCUCUCUUUUUUUUGGAACUGCCUUUUUGAAAACACGGACAAAGUGCAUCUUCUUGGUUGUUGGUUUUUUUUUCCUUGCUAAAAGCAAUUUGUAAACAGCCAUCUCUUCUGAGAUGCUAUUAAAUGUUGCUAAAAACCUCA
Molecule: messenger RNA, 1240 nt
Organism: Pogona vitticeps (central bearded dragon)
Lineage: Eukaryota; Metazoa; Chordata; Lepidosauria; Squamata; Agamidae
Source: RefSeq, a predicted model, not a curated record